Molecule: messenger RNA, 1948 nt
Organism: Fukomys damarensis (Damara mole-rat)
Lineage: Eukaryota; Metazoa; Chordata; Mammalia; Rodentia; Bathyergidae
Gene: Sec61b
Product: SEC61 translocon subunit beta
Exons: 4
Coding region: 156-446 (96 amino acids)
Biological process (GO): intracellular protein transport
Cellular component (GO): Sec61 translocon complex
Source: RefSeq, a predicted model, not a curated record
AUCAGUGGACAACCUAGGGAUCCUGGGAGUCUGCGAGGACCCUGCCAGGGGGCCUGGGGCAGGGCCUGAGCCAGUCUCCCUAGGCGCCGGUUCUUCUUUUGCCAGGCAACCUUUCAGUGUCUUCCUCAGCUUUUUACAGUUCUCCGUCCUCCAGCAUGCCCGGUCCGACUCCUAGUGGCACUAACGUGGGCUCCUCGGGGCGUUCUCCCAGCAAAGCAGUUGCCGCCCGGGCGGCGGGAUCCACUGUCCGGCAAAGGAAGAAUGCCAGCUGUGGAACAAGAAGCACAGGCCGCACGACCUCAGCAGGCACUGGGGGCAUGUGGCGAUUUUACACAGAAGAUUCACCGGGGCUCAAAGUUGGCCCUGUUCCAGUAUUGGUUAUGAGUCUUCUGUUCAUCGCUUCUGUAUUUAUGUUGCACAUUUGGGGCAAGUACACUCGUUCGUAGAUUUGGCUACAUCCAUCUGUCAUCUGAAGAAGAAGGAAAAAACCCAACAUAUCUUGGACCAAAAGUAUAGUGAAUUUUUUCUUCAUGAGAAAGAAAUUUGCUGUAAGCUUAUUGUUUUACAGGGAACUUAACAAGAAUUGAUUUUGAACAAUCUGUUUUUUCUAUAACUAAUAAACUUUUUAAUUCAUUUAUACUGAGUCUGAUUGCCAGGUGCUUCCCUGUGAGUGCCUAGUCUCUCUACCUUUAGACCUGCAAGUAAAUACAUAGAAAAUUUAUCUUUUGGAGAUUGUAUUCUUUUUUUUGGAUUGACAGUUACUCGUCCAACCAUGUAGUCAUUCAGAUCCAAGAUCCUGUAAUUGGCCUUGGCUUGUUUUCUUCAAGGUAUUUCUGUCCUGGUGAUUGUCAUUUUGGGUAUUUUGUGGCUUUUACGGAGGGUGCCUGUGACUCCCAUUAGGCAGAUCUCUGUUCAGAGGCAGCUGGUACCCAGGAGAACAGUCAAAAAAAUCAGAAACUAGAAAUCUUGGAUGAAAUGUUUGCUCAUUCUGUUCUUUGUCUCUAAAAUCAUAGAUAAUAUUUUGCCUCUUCUUUCUUCCAUUCCCUUGAGUGCACACCGUGGCUUUCAAUCCAUUUAUCUUUUUAUUUCCCAACCUGUUUGGAAAGAAUUCAUUUGGAUUUAAUAAAUAAAAAUUUGUUUUGAAAAUUAAAGACCUUUAUAAUGAGUGAGAUACUGACAUUCAGUUCAUAUAAUUCGAUUUAAACUAAAAGUUUUUGCUGUUGUUUAGCUCAUGCUGCUAUACCAGUUUAAGCAUUCAGUAUCUGUUAGUCCCUAGGAAAUGCCAGAAGUUGCUCACAGGUAAUACACUCUGGGACCUUAAGACUCCAAACCAGAAUUCCUAAAGAGAAAGUGAGAGACCUCUGAAGUGCCUAAUUGUCCAUUAAAUCACAAUAUGAUGACAUGUAAAUUAAAAAACAUAAUUUUAAGAUAUCCUUCUUACACAGUUAAGCCUGUUUAUGAAAAAAAAAAUAUUUGAACAGUUAAAUGACUUUUAAAAUCCUAGCUGUAAAACCCAAGAUAAAAAUAUAUGGUGAAUGUCUAAAUAAAAUUUGUUAUAGUAAAGGACACAUAGCCAUCAACCCUCCCCCUCAGCAUACUCCCCUCUGUGAACACACUUGCUAUCAUUUUUGUAACUUUCUGAAGCAGUUCUGGAAAUCCUCUUUUGUGUCUCUGGGGUGUGAUAGAAAAAUUUAGUGAAUGCUGCUGCCCCGUGCCAUCCAGUGGAAAGGCCAGCUGGUAAAAUACAUUAUGAUGUAUCCUCAUCCACCUGUUCACCAGAUCUGGCACUGUGCAACUACUGUCUUUCCCAAAGUUAAAAUGACCACGAAAAGUAAACAUUUUGAAUUAGUUCAGGACAUCAGGUCGCCACACUACUAUAACUAAUGACAAUGGCAAUAUAUCUUAUGUAAUAAAAACAUUUAAAUUCACCCUAUUUUUGGUCAUACUG